UGGAGGCUGGGCCUGAGGUCCUGGAUCAAGUCUCCUCUCCCCAUCUCUUUGAGAAGGUGGGCUCUAAGGGUCCUGGACUAUGGCAAGUGUGUGUAACAAGGAGAUAGGGGGCUCCUACCAGGCCAAGUGGGGUCUCCUCUCACCCACCUCUGCAUCUCUCCCUCAUCUACCAGCUGCGGAGAACAAGUUUGCAAAGUUCCUCAUGACCUGUCUCAAAUGCUGCUUCUGGUGCCUGGAGAAAUUCAUCAGAUUCCUCAACAGGAAUGCCUACAUCAUGAUUGCCAUCUACGGCACCAACUUCUGCACCUCAGCCAGAAACGCCUUCUUCCUCCUCAUGAGAAACAUCAUCAGGGUGGCUGUCCUGGACAAAGUUACCGACUUCCUCUUCCUGUUGGGCAAACUUCUGAUCGUGGGUAGUGUGGGGAUCCUGGCUUUCUUCUUCUUCACCCACCGAAUCAGGAUCGUGCAGGACACAGCACCACCCCUCAAUUAUUACUGGGUCCCUAUACUGACGGUGAUUGUUGGCUCCUACCUGAUUGCCCACGGCUUCUUCAGCGUCUACGGCAUGUGUGUGGACACACUAUUCCUCUGUUUCUUGGAGGACCUGGAGAGGAACGAUGGCACCGCUGAGAGGCCUUACUUCAUGUCUCUCACCCUCAAGAAGCUUUUGAACAAGACCAACAAGAAGCCGGUGGAGUCUUAAAGGCCCCGCCCUCCUACCCCUCCCCGGAAGUCUCAGAAUGGGUGCUUGGCAGCUGGGUCAGAACCCCCAGCCCAUCGGGCUGACCUGAAGUCCUAUCACUGCCGCCCCCUUCCUGCCCCUCCCCAUCAUCCAGUUACCACCAGUUUCCGGGAACCUGGAGGAUUUGUGGGAUCUCCUCCCUAUGCCAAGGGCCAGUCCGCGUUUUCACGGCCGCCCCCCACCCCCCAAAAAAACUGUGCGAUGAGUCUCUCCAGCCCCCACUGGCCCGGAUGAGAAGCCCAGCGAGGCUUCUUGACGUCUGACAUGCAAGGGCCCUCUGCGGGCUGCCCUCCGCUUCCUGUCCCCCUCUUAUGACAGGACAGUGUUUGUGUCUGCAGCAGCGGUGGCCACAGGAAGUCCACUUUUCACUUGCGUUUGCUCCGGCCAGGAUGCCAGGACCCGUCUCUGGGGCUGAACAACUGGUUACCGACUGCUGCAGGCAUUUAUUAUUAUUUUUUUAACCUGGACAUGCGUUAAAGGUUCUGUUAGCUUUUUUUCUGUCAUCACGGCUGAGAUGGGGCCACUGAGGAAUGCUUUCCGAUGUCCCCUCCUCGGGUAGGGUUGGGGUGGGGGUGGGGGUGUGCCAGGUAGGGGUGUCUCCUGGCACAGAAGGCAGGCUGUCCGGGUAGGGAGGCUGGGAUCAAGCUGGUGUGGAACAGGGGGGAGGAGGUCGCUAAUAGCGGCUUAAUGGAAACCGGCUGGCUGGCAGGUUGGGCCGAAUCCCGCCGCCCCCCGCCGCCCUUCUCUGCCAGUUAUUGACACAGCUCUCUUCGUAAGAGAGAAAAGAAACUGAAUCCACCCAAGGGAUGAUUUCAGAGGAAGUGGGGAGAUGGGCAGAUGCCCUGGGCAAAUGGGGGGACCCCUCCCCCCCGCCCAGUCACCUCCCCUUGAGGAUCCUUUUGCCAAAUUUGUUGAACUCGGGGGGAACGGGUGUGCUGGUUCCCCCUUCGCCAUAUCCCAAGCCCCCCACCCCACCCCACCCCCGCUCAAUCCAAUCCAGGAUCCCAAUCCGGGAUCUGGAGAAAUCCCAGCCUGGGGUUUCUGUCUCCAGUGCCUGCCGCCCCCUCCCCCGUUCUGUCCGUACAGCCCUACUUGUAACUGCAUUCCAACCACUAAUAAA
This is a messenger RNA of Orcinus orca (killer whale), 1862 nucleotides long. Its product is annotated as choline transporter-like protein 2. Gene Ontology annotation, cellular component: membrane. Lineage: Eukaryota; Metazoa; Chordata; Mammalia; Artiodactyla; Delphinidae. The transcript has a single exon. Gene Ontology annotation, biological process: choline transport; transmembrane transport. The record is from RefSeq and is a predicted model, not a curated record. Gene Ontology annotation, molecular function: choline transmembrane transporter activity. Bases 80 to 703 code for a protein of 207 amino acids.